AUGGCGGCGUCUCUAGGACAGGUGCUGGCCUUGGUGUUGGUGGCAGCUCUGUGGGGUGGCACGCAGCCGCUGCUGAAGCGGGCCUCCGCCGGCCUGCAGCAGGUUCAUGAGCGUACCUGGGUCCAGCAAUUGCUGCAGGAGAUGAAGACCCUCUUCUUGAAUACUGAGUACCUGAUGCCCUUUCUCUUUAACCAGUGUGGCUCCCUUCUCUACUACUUCACCUUGGCAUCCACAGAUCUAACCCUAGCUGUGCCCAUCUGUAACUCUCUGGCCAUCGUCUUCACACUGAUUGUUGGAAAGAUACUUGGAGAAGAUAUUGGUGGAACACGAGCAGUCGUAGGCAUGGUGCUCACCGUGACAGGAAUUGCACUCUGCAUCACAAGCUCAGUGAGCAAGACCCAGGGGCAUCCAUCUGUCCUUUGA
Messenger RNA from Orycteropus afer afer, 423 nucleotides. It is a transcript of the gene TMEM234, whose product is annotated as transmembrane protein 234. The coding region runs from base 1 to 423 and encodes 140 amino acids. The record is from RefSeq and is a predicted model, not a curated record. The transcript is spliced from 5 exons. NCBI's taxonomy places the organism in Eukaryota, Metazoa, Chordata, Mammalia, Tubulidentata, Orycteropodidae.